This is a messenger RNA of Naegleria gruberi, 1080 nucleotides long. RefSeq lists its product as uncharacterized. The record is from RefSeq and is a predicted model, not a curated record. The coding region runs from base 1 to 1080 and encodes 359 amino acids. The transcript has a single exon. NCBI's taxonomy places the organism in Eukaryota, Heterolobosea, Eutetramitea, Acrasida, Naegleriidae.
AUGAAGACUCCACAACUCAAAUCCAAGGAAAGAUAUAUUGUAGUUGAUAAAUAUCCAGCUGCCAGAAAUGUUUUACUUCAUUCACUUCCUCAGAAUCCUUCGUUCACUUCUAGACUUGUUCAAUAUGAUUAUGAUUUUGCUAUCCAUGUUGGUGCAGAGCUGGAGAUCAUCCAAGAUUGCUCUUGGAUUAGUAAUGAUUCAGCUCAAGUAGUGGACAAUUCACAAGACAAAUAUAUUGUAGGGUCUGGUCUCUUGUUGAGAAAGAAUGGGAAAUACUUCUUCAUGCAAAAUAAGGCCUCAAUUGGAAAGGUUAUGUUUAUUUUCACAAUUCUUGAGCUUGACGUAUUUAAAAGAGAACUGGACGAUGAAGUGAAGGAGUUACUUCAGAAAUGUGUUAAACAAUUUGAGGGAGAAGAAUUAGAACAUUUGAAAGAUGCUAUCAAUGGUGGGGAUUCAUUUUCCCAAUUUUUAUUCAAAGGCAGAAAGAAGGAAAAUGUAAAACAUUUCUUUGAAAAGUAUAGGAAUAUUCUAUUAGAAUUAGAUCUAUCACAACAUCCUACAGAUAUCCAGUUAUGCUCUUUCAAGAAUUUUUCUCCACCAAAGGGAAAACUCGAAUCUGUUGCAAACUUACGGAAAAAACAAUCAUAUUAUAAGAGAAAUGGUCACAACAGAUUUAGCAUCUUUGAAAGAUUUCCAAAAGGGAUUAGGGAUAACAAAGAAUUCUGGUUAUGGAAUGCCUUAUUCGAAUGCGUAGAAGAAACCAAUUCAGUCCCUGAUACUAUUUUCAGAGCAUUAAGGGAAAAAACGUUUAAUCCCCAAUCAUUCAAAACCAUUUAUUGCCCAGUGGUUUCUUUAGAGAGUAGAGAUCCAACAUUGAGUCAAGAAUUGAAGGAAUGUGCAGAACGUCUUCAAACAGCUUUCUUUGUUAUUGAAGAGUCAGACUAUUCGAAAUUUAGAUUGAACACUAAAUUCGUGGAUGAGGAAAAGAAAAAUAAGAGAGAAUACAAUACUGAGGAAUAUUGGUUUUCACCUGAUAACGAAAAUAUUCCUUUGUGUUUAAGAGAGCAGUUGAAAGAAUAA